Molecule: messenger RNA, 1884 nt
Organism: Drepanopeziza brunnea f. sp. 'multigermtubi' MB_m1
Lineage: Eukaryota; Fungi; Ascomycota; Leotiomycetes; Helotiales; Drepanopezizaceae
Biological process (GO): electron transport chain
Cellular component (GO): mitochondrial inner membrane
Molecular function (GO): iron-sulfur cluster binding; electron-transferring-flavoprotein dehydrogenase activity
Source: RefSeq, a predicted model, not a curated record
AUGGCCUCCUCCAGAUCCGUCACUGCGAUUCUGCAGCGCAAUCUGCUGAGGCGGAAUGCUACCAGAGCUGUAGCCCAACUUCCACGAUUUUUCCAAUCCAAUUCAAGCCUUGCCCGCCCCCGCACAAGCUUCCCUCCAACCCUGGCCCACUCUCGACCUUUCUCGAUCACAACUGUAAGGAAAUUUGCGGAUGUCAAUGAGGACUUUGAUCUCAAGUCAAUUGAUCGGGAGAGCGACGAGGUCGAUGUAUGUAUUGUCGGUGGAGGUCCUGCUGGUUUAAGUGCCGCUAUUCGUUUGAAGCAACUCGCAAAUGAAACUGGCAAUGAGGAUUUCCGAGUUUUGCUGCUGGAAAAGGCAGGAGAAAUUGGGGCGCAUAUCCUUUCUGGAGCGGUCAUCGAACCUACUGCAAUCAACGAGUUGAUACCAGACUGGCGGGCAGAGGACAAUGAGAGCGGAUUCAAGGAUGUCACACCGGCUGGGACCGAUAAAAUGCGAUUCCUUACAAAGAGAAGCUCGAUUCCCAUACCUGCCCCGCCACAAAUGAACAACCACGGAAAUUAUAUUGUCAGUCUGAACCAGUUUACCAAAUGGCUAGGAGAGAGGGCAGAAGAGAUUGGCGUAGAAGUGUAUCCUGGAUUUGCUGCAUCGGAAGUGCUGUACAAGUCGGACGGGUCAGUAAAGGGUGUCGCCACCAAUGAUUUAGGUAUCUCGCGGGAAGGGAAGCCCAAGGAUAGUUUCGAGCGAGGCAUGGAAUUCCACGCCAGGACUACACUUUUUGCAGAAGGAUGCCACGGAAGUCUCACGAAGCAAGUGAUAAAGAAAUUUGAUCUACGAAAAGAUAGCCAACCCCAAACGUAUGGUCUCGGACUGAAGGAGGUGUGGGAAGUCCAACCAGAGAAGUUCAAGAAGGGUGAGAUUACACAUUCGAUGGGUUACCCCCUGCCGGCGGAUACAUACGGUGGCGGAUGGAUGUACCACUUUGGAGACAAUCUCGUUAGUAUUGGGCUGGUCGUUGGGCUAGACUACCCGAAUCCAUGGCUCUCUCCAUAUGGCGAGUUUCAAAAGAUGAAGCAUCAUCCUCUUUACAAAUCUGUUCUAGAGGGCGGAAAAUGCAUCUCAUACGGAGCACGAGCCCUUAACGAAGGCGGUUUUCAGUCGAUACCUAAAGUCGCUUUCCCAGGAGGUGCUCUGAUCGGCGACACAGCAGGUUUCCUUAAUGUUCCCAAAAUCAAGGGCACUCACACAGCCAUGAAAUCUGGAAUGUUAGCUGCAGAGGCAACCUGGAAUGCUCUCAGCGCAAGCGACAGCGGUACAAUAUUCUUGUACGAAUACGAGGACUCCCUCCGCAACUCCUCUAUCUGGAAAGAGCUCAAGGAAGUCCGAAAUAUGCGUCCCUCCUUCCACACCCCGCUGAAACUUUACGGCGGCAUCAUGUACUCCGGUCUGGAAGCAUAUGUUUUGAAAGGCAAGAUUCCGUGGACGCUCAGCCACAAAGGUACCGAUGCUUCGGCUACAAAGACAGCGGACCAGUGCAAGAAGAUUGAGUACGAGAAACCAGACGGGAAAAUCAGUUUCGAUAUCCUGACGAGCGUGAGUCGGACGGGAACAAACCAUGAGGAGGAUCAGCCGGUGCAUUUGCAAGUUAAGGACUGGGAGAAGCAUGCUGCUAUGGAGUGGCCAAAGUACAAGGGUGUGGAGAACAGGUUCUGUCCGGCCGGUGUGUAUGAGUAUGUGGAAGAUGCGACGAAGGAUAUUGGGGUGAGGUUUCAGAUUAACGCUCAGAAUUGCAUUCAUUGCAAGACUUGUGAUAUCAAGGUUCCGGAUCAAGAUAUCAACUGGAGCGUACCCGAAGGCGGAGGUGGACCCAAGUAUUAUAUGACAUAG